Molecule: messenger RNA, 519 nt
Organism: Mesorhabditis belari
Lineage: Eukaryota; Metazoa; Nematoda; Chromadorea; Rhabditida; Rhabditidae
Source: the annotation of a GenBank genome assembly
AUGUUAUGUGAUUUCGUCGACAACGAGGGUUACACAAAAUGUGCUCAGUAUUUUCCAAGAAAUGAAAACCAGACAAUGAGGAUCACUGAAAAGCUUGAAAUCACAAAUGUUGAGAUCCGACACUUUAUGUGGGAAGGUUGGCGAGAAGGGGAAGUUCCGAGCUGUUUGCGGACUCCAAUCGAACUACUCGCCCAAAUCCGCGGUUCACAAAAACCAAUCGUGAUGCAUUGUGGUGGUGGGACGGGAAGAACGUCGAUUUUGGUGGCUAUCGAAUAUUUACUUGAAUGCAGUAACCUGAAAACAGGAAUCCCUCCAAUGUGCGAUCUAAUGAAAGAACUCCGAUCAUACCGGCUGUGGUCGAUUCUCUUCGAUUUGCAAUAUCUCUACAUUCAUCGUGUCAUCUUCGAUCACUUUCUCGACAAACAAAAAGCAAAAUUUGAGGUCUUUCACCAAGAAAAAAAUCGAGCAAAAUAUGAAAAAUUCGUCAUGGAUUACGAGGAUUCGACUUGGACUCGGAUG